Molecule: messenger RNA, 1189 nt
Organism: Exaiptasia diaphana
Lineage: Eukaryota; Metazoa; Cnidaria; Anthozoa; Actiniaria; Aiptasiidae
Product: glycoprotein 3-alpha-L-fucosyltransferase A
Exons: 1
Cellular component (GO): membrane
Molecular function (GO): alpha-(1->3)-fucosyltransferase activity
Source: RefSeq, a predicted model, not a curated record
UGUUCGACAAAAACUCACUUUUUUGUUGUUUGUUCCCCUUACAACCACGAUUAUCAUCAUUGCAUCAUUCAGAAAUGAAAUAAGACAUUUCUACCAUUCUAGGGCGAUGUCUACGCACUCAAACAUGUCUAAAGAUGCUACUUCAACUGCGAAUGGAAGUUUUCCUGAUAAGCAAAGUAUAAGACCAACGAGAAUUGCAUCUAGGGCGAUGUCUAUACACUCAAAGAUGCCUAAAGAUGCUAAUGCAACUGCGAAUGCAACUUUUCAUGGUAAGCAAAGUAUAAGACCAAAGAGAAUUUUAUUCUAUACGGCGUGGUUUGGUAUGAGUCCAUGGCCUAACGUUGACGAAGCUCUUAGGCAGCCAUGUUCUCACAAAUGCUUGACAACUCACAACAAGAAGGAGUUGCACUUGAGCGAUGCAGUCGUCUUUCAUGAARBAGACCUCAGCUACGAUCAGUUAAAGCGAGUAAGUCGAAGUCCACACCAGAGAUGGGUCUAUUAUGCGCAUGAAUCUCCACAACUGAGUCGCACUGAUGCCACUGUAUAUAACGGACUUUUCAAUUGGACUUGUACUUACAAAUUUGACUCGGAUAUAGUUCACCAUUAUGGAUAUUACAGCGCUUUAGAAUUAAAAAGAAACAAUAAUAAUAACAUCAACUAUGCCAAGGGAAAGGACAAGCUCAUCGCUUGGGCAGUGAGCCACUGUGGAGCUGGUGUUAGGGAUAAAAUUGUUCAUAAGAUCUUGCAGUUUYUUAAUGUUACUGUUAUAGGGAAAUGCAGCCAUYUAUUCAAUCAAGUAAGUCCAGAAGUUUGCAAAAGAGGAUCAACAAAAUGUGGGCCUUAUWUGAAAAGAUUCAAGUUCUACCUUUCCUUUGAAAAUGCACUGUGUAUCGACUACGUAACUGAAAAAUAUUGGAGGACUCCAUUUGAAAACAACAUGAUYCCCAUAGUUUUAGGAGGGUCUAAUUAUGAUGACGCUAAGGUGGCUAUUCCUGGAUCCUAUAUUAACAUCCUGGAUUUCCCGAGUAUCAGAGCUUUCUCUGAUUACAUCAAGUACUUGGAUAAAAAUGACACUGCUUACAACGAAUAUUUUAGCUGGAAGACAAAGUUCAAGUUGGAUAGGGUUGCGACAGAUCGGUGGCUGUGUAGACUAUGUGUUAAUCUUUAUAAUGAUUCGCUUCCAAGGAAA